Molecule: messenger RNA, 309 nt
Organism: Saprolegnia parasitica CBS 223.65
Lineage: Eukaryota; Oomycota; Saprolegniomycetes; Saprolegniales; Saprolegniaceae
Exons: 1
Source: RefSeq, a predicted model, not a curated record
AUGGGUCGCUCGCCAACCACUUUUUUAAACAUUGACGGCAAGCGCCUUGCGAUCGCUGUCAAGCUCAAGCCCACCACACUGGCGGACCUUCGCGACUACUUGACGACACAACACCACAUGACGGAGCACGAUCGUUUUAUCCUCUUUUGGUACAAGAACAGAUUGCCAGCGACGGACAAGCACGUGCCGUACGAAGUCGAGCCACUUUGCGAGCGCUCGAUCCCUACGAGCGCGUUGUACGAGUUUGGUGGUCCGUACGCCGGUGUCAUUCGCCCGCGCUCCAAGAAGGUCAUCCGAGACAUGCGGAUC